Colias croceus (clouded yellow) is the source of this 1680-nucleotide messenger RNA. RefSeq names its product glyoxalase domain-containing protein 4 (gene Cjhbp). The transcript has 5 exons. Bases 196 to 1050 code for a protein of 284 amino acids. The record is from RefSeq and is a predicted model, not a curated record. NCBI's taxonomy places the organism in Eukaryota, Metazoa, Arthropoda, Insecta, Lepidoptera, Pieridae.
AAACGCUCGCAUUUUACAGUCGGUCGUCGGUUCGAUAGAUUGCUUGAAUCAUUUAUAUCAUUGCCGAUUGCGAAUAGAGUUUGAACCGGGACAAAUUUUACAACCAAUUACAAUCUUAAAAUACCUAUUUGUAACUGUGAAUAAUAGUGUUUAUUAUUUUGUGAUAUUGAACAUUUAAGUGGAAGUUUUUCCAAAAUGGUUACAGGCCGCGCUUUACAUUUUGUUUUCAAAGUCGCCGACAGAACAUUGACCGCAAAAUUUUACAGAGAAGUUUUAGGAAUGCAAGUUUUACGCCAUGAAGAAUUUACGGAAGGCUGUGAAGCUGCAUGCAAUGGACCUUAUGCAAACAGAUGGAGCAAAACCAUGGUAGGAUAUGGCCCAGAAGACAAUCAUUUUGUUGUUGAACUCACAUACAACUAUGGUAUUACUCAUUAUGAGCAAGGAAAUGAUUUCCUUGGUAUCACAAUCCAGUCCAGUGAAAGUCUAAAGAGAGCUGCAGCUACAAAUUGGCCGGUAAAAGAAGAGAAUGGCUUGAAGUAUGUGGAGGCUCCUGGGGGCUACAAAUUCUACAUCAUUGAUAAACCACAACCAACAGACAAAGAUCCAGUUGUCAAGGUGGCUUUAGCUAGCUCAAGUCUGUCAAGAUCCGUUGCCUACUGGAAUGGUCUUUUGACACUAAAGGUCUUUGAGAAGACGGAGAAAUCAGCCCUCCUUGGUUUUAGCGAGGAUCAAGCCAAAUUGGAACUUGUUGAUAUUGGCGGGCCAGUCAACCACGCGAAAGCGUACGGCCGCAUAGCGUUCUCUUGUCCCUUCGACGAGCAGCCAAUCAUCGAUCAGAAAAUUCAAGAAGCCAAAGGAAAGAUUCUCACCCCACUCAUUUCCCUGGAUACUCCCGGAAAAGCGACCGUCAGAGUCAUUAUUUUAGCCGACCCAGACGAUCAUGAGAUUUGCUUCGUCGAUGACGAGAGUUUCCGUCAACUGUCACAAGUGGACCCCGGCAGUGACGCCUCUUUAGACAAAUAUAUUAAAGCAGACAAGUCUAGAGCGUAAAGGUGUCCAUUAUUUUUCUUUGUACUCGUCUCUAAUUGCAAAAAAUGCCGAUUGUAGAUUUGCCUUAUAGAGUACCUACUUUAUUCCAUUAGAUAAGCCCUUUUUUAUAAGUUUUUUUUUCUGAUUUUUCUCACCUUCAAAGUUUAAAUUACAUCAGUAUUCUUUUGAAUAUUUUAGCGUGACAGGGGAUAAGAUCUCCGUCGUAAUAUAUCGUUUUUUUCUUUAUCGCACGUUAUAUAGCGUAAGAGCACAAUUUAUGAAAUAUGUAUAGAAUUAUGUUCUAUAAAGUAUGAAAUUCUAUUUAACGAUUUUGCUAGCUUUAAGCUUAAUUUAUGUAUGUGAUAUUAAAUAAUAACUAUGUAUUGGUUAUGGUACUAGUAAUAAUAUGUCCUUAUAGACUUAAGAUUUCUUUCCUCAGUUUUAUUACUUAGAUCUUCAAUAUCUAUCUGCGAAUAUUAUAAUUCAGUUUUAUUACAUGUUGCGCAUAAAACACUUUGUAAAAUGUAAAUUAUAAAACAUUUUCAUAUUCAAAAUGUAAAAUAAAUAUAUUUUAAUACUGUAUCUAACCUGUAAACCUGCGAACUGUAUUCGAAUUUAAUUUGGUAUUUAUUAAAAUAUCUUAAAACCUCA